CGCAUCUAUUGAGCGCGCGCAGGCGACGAUGGCGAGCCCCUCGACUGCGCGGUGCUCUCAUGCCGUGUGAUUGAAAUUGGACAAUCAACAUCGCUAUUCAGGGGCGCCCAUCCAAAUUCUGCGCGGUGACGGCGCGCUAAAUGUAGCGGGCAUCGAAUGCUCGCAUUCUCAUCGUCUGAACUCGCGAGCUAACUCGGCUGUAAUAGGGUCUGAAUUCGCUCACUAGAAUCGCGGGCGCUGCCGUCGACGAACCACAACAUGGCACGGGGUAUGGAGGAGCGGCCGCAGGCCGCUGGGGAGAGCUCGAAGGAAAAGGAGACAUUGACACCCGAGGAUGGAGCCGCUUCGAAGAAGGGCCGGGGCCUUCUGCCAGUUCCAUCAAGGUCAUCUUCCCAAAAAGUCCAACCUUCGCCGACCGCCACAGGAUUAAGCGGCGCGACGGCUGGUGAUCCGAGAGACAGCAUCGGCGGGCGCUCCAAGGAAUCCAGAGCCAGUAUGUUGCGACCAAACCACAAUGGAAAGGCAUCUAGUAACCAUUUAGGUGCCGGGACAGGACCAACAGCGACACCGGGCAACUCGGAACCAAACUCGCCUGCAGUUACGUCCCACAAGAAGAAGAAGGGCGGCCUCCUCGCCCUUUUCGGCUGCUGCGGCGUGCCGGAUAGCGCCAACGGAAUCGACACCGAAGCACCAGUUCCGAGCCAUAAGCUCGAGAAGAUACCCGCACGGCCAGCUACUGCCAGCCGUAGGACAGCGACGCCUUCGGAACAACCCUCGGGCAGCAGGACCCACCUCUCCGAAAAGGAUGCCAGCCAGCAAGCCCCACUCUCGCUCUCGCAAGGGUCGACAAGAAACGGGAAGCGAACCUCGGGGGUCAGCACCCAGGACCAGUCUACGGUUGGAGGCGAGCGGGACAAUGAGUCGAAACAGACGACGCUCGUUGGCCCGGGCGCAAGCAACCUGGUGAUCUCGGUGGAAGCACCACACACUGUGGGCGCCGACGCCGACAAGGUGGAGGAAGUUCCGGCAGAGAGGGAUGCUGAGGGCGAUGUGCAGAUGCCGGAUGCCGAGGGUUCGCGGCAACUAGGGAACCAAGGAGCCACAGGAACUGCAGACGAACCACUCCCGAGGGUUCCACCGCCACCCCCAGGACCGGUGCCAGCAGUCCCGAACGCACCCACCAGCACCUUGGCCGAAAGCCCCCCGGUCUUUGCACCCGAUCAACCGCAGCGAUUCCUCUUGCCUCCCCAGGCACCCGAGCACAAGGGCCGGAAAUGCCUCGUUCUUGACCUGGACGAAACAUUAGUCCACAGCUCGUUCAAGAUCCUUCAUCAGGCCGACUUCACGAUACCGGUAGAGAUUGAGGGCAACUACCAUAAUGUCUACGUCAUCAAGCGGCCAGGCGUCGACCAGUUCAUGAAGAGAGUCGGCGAGCUCUAUGAAGUUGUGGUCUUCACGGCGUCGGUGUCCAAGUAUGGCGACCCGCUUCUCGACCAGUUGGACAUCCACAAGGUUGUCCACCACCGGCUGUUCCGGGAAAGCUGCUAUAACCACCAGGGCAACUAUGUGAAGGACCUGUCCCAGGUGGGCCGUGACCUGAAGGACACCAUCAUCAUCGACAACUCGCCAACAUCCUACAUUUUCCACCCGCAGCACGCGGUUCCGAUCAGCAGUUGGUUCUCGGACGCCCACGACAAUGAGCUACUCGAUCUCAUCCCUGUUCUCGAGGACCUCGCUGGUCCCACUGUCCGGGAUGUCAGCCUGGUCCUCGAUGUCACUCUUUAAAGCUUUCUUUCUUCUUUUGCGGCCCAGCUUCUUCCGAUCGAACUGUCGCUUGAACUGGUCAUUGCCCCAUUUCGAACAGCUGCAAUCUUGGCCCAUACCCGCAGCAAGAGCGCACAUGCGACAUUUUCUUAAUAUCCCGAGAUUCGGUGUCGAGCUCAUUCACAAUUACGCAUUGCCGUAGUCCCUAUCCGACCUCCGACAAAACGGACAGCGCCGAGUAGAUGAUGAUCAUGGCCGUCUCUGAUCGCGCCGAAACUUGGGGGGACACAUAACGGCAAUAGGACUAAAAGCAACGACGGGCUUGGUUCGAAAUCAAAAAAACGUUCAACGGGAAGCGGUUUCAGGAGUUCGGUA
Chaetomium fimeti is the source of this 2139-nucleotide messenger RNA. RefSeq names its product HAD-like domain-containing protein. Gene Ontology annotation, molecular function: phosphoprotein phosphatase activity. The transcript has 2 exons. Lineage: Eukaryota; Fungi; Ascomycota; Sordariomycetes; Sordariales; Chaetomiaceae. The coding region runs from base 259 to 1785 and encodes 508 amino acids. Gene Ontology annotation, cellular component: plasma membrane. The record is from RefSeq and is a predicted model, not a curated record.